ACGACGGACUGACACAUUUGAGGGCAUGGCGAAAGAAUGGGGCUCGCGAUUCGCAAUGGGGUUUGGUGAAGGUCCGAGGGAAGCGAUGGCCGUCGUCGAGUGAGGCUGUUGGAACGUCCAAGAAUGAAUAUAAAAGACGCAAAUCGGCCAACGUGCGCCGGAACGACAUCGCUCGCUCGCAUGCGAGAACGAGCGAGCAGCGAGCGGAGCUCGAGGACUUGUUUUCGAGGGCGAGACGGAGAGUUGGGCAAAGAUACGGGCGGACAAAAGCGGCCGGAGUCGACGAUUGUCGACCGCGUCACGAGAUACUGCAGCCGCCUUCUUCUUCUGCUGAUGCUGCUGCUGCUUCGGGUGAUUCUGCUGGUUUUGGUGCGAGGAUUGUGGCCCACCAGGGCAUGACCCACCCACCGGCAGCGGUCGCGCGCUUUAUGGAUUGACGUCGGGGGCUCGAGGGGGUGAGCUCAAAGAAUACGCCCAAACUCUCGAGCGAUCGCGCUCGAGGUGGCGGACGUACCAUGUUGACACGGUUCCGAGGCGUGCAUUGAUGGCCGGGGCCAGACAUGGGAGCGCCUCGAGACGGGGUGGUGUGUGGUUCGUGCCUUCUGGCUGCGUUGUGCGCUCGGAGGUGCAGGUGUAGGUCGUUAACUGGUGAGCCCCGUCUCGGCCUUUUCAAGGCUCCAGGCCGAGACUGACAUCCGUUCCAUCCAAUCAUACCAUGCCCGCAACUUCUCGCAGCCAGCAGGAUGCAUCAUUCCAGAGGCCGCUGCUCCAGACAGCUUCCUGCAGCGAUUUCAUCAUCUUGACUCUCGCUGACACUAAAGUUGACUACUGUGAGUACUGUAAAAGAAGGGGGUCCUAAACUCCUCCUCCAUCGUCUGGAGGGAGUGCGCUCAACUGCAAAGAUGGAGGAGGUUCAGCCCUAGCCCAGUUGUAGUUGUAGCCGGACAAAAUACCUUGUACAGUAAUCCAGAGAUCAGAGAAGUGGAUUAGACAGCUCAACUGCACAGAUCUUCUGUACACGAAGCACCGAAUUUCCAUGUAUAUUCUAUAUUAGCAACUCGGAGUAAGAAAGUUUUGAAUAAUCUAACCCAUGACUGUGUCCUGUACGAUAAUCACAAUCAAUAAGACUACAGAAUGGAAGGACCACCAAAUAUGGAAGAGCAGGUAAACGGUUUUACACGUGGAACUUUCAAUGGUAAAUUAUCGUAGCCAACCAGAAGCUGCCAUGCUAGCUCCCUCUCUACCUGUGGACCGAAACUCAAGGUACCGAGGAACCGACACAGCUCUUGCUCUCGGGUUUCGUCAAUUUGAUACGCUUGUGCUGCGGUGAACAUUGGUCGAUCUCUUUUCGCUUUCUUCAUCAACAAGAAUCAAAGUUUCUGAAAGUUGGAAUCGAUCUGAAUUCCCCGAGCUUCGUUCUUCGGUUCUUUUUUCUUCUUUUUUGGUUGUUAUUUUUUUGCUUUUUUCCCCCUUUUUAGGGCUCCCAUCCUUCGGGUCCUCGUCACCUUCUCCGUAGUUCCGCCUUACACAGCUAGCGGAUGACAUAUCCGAGCUUUCCAUAAUCCAAUACAGAGGGGCCUCCUUAUACAAACCUCAAAGUAUCACAUGCGCUUGAGGCGGUGAUUAAUCAAUAUAUCAGAUACUCUACCCUCUUGGUUUCUCUCUAAUGCCCGAUUCUUCCAGCAAGCUUCCGCUGAGCGAUGGGUUGCUGGUAUUGGGGUUGCCCUUCAGGAGAGGCUGAUAGACCUUUGCUGGGAAUUCUACCAAGGACGUGACAGGUUCGUGGUGGAUCGAAAGUCGGAAACUUCUGCCAUCUGUAGUCUAGUUACUAGCCAUCUCCUCGACACAAGCUUGCUCUCACGGUCCCAUAUGCAUGGGCUCACCACUCCCCGUCACGAGCUUCACCUUCUCUCUUCGUACCCGUCUGUAGAAUCCUCGUUCGGAUUUGCGCGAGUUGAUGGAAGCCUGGUCUGGGUCUUGAGAUGUAUUUCCUUUUACUCCUAGCAGUGGUUUCAAUUGUGUUUGUGCUCUGUCCGGACCCCUGUCUUCUAAUUGCAUUUAGCGCAUGUUUGCCAAUGUAGGUUGCCCUGCAUUCGGACUCCUCCUGCAGUCGCGAAGACUGUUGCCGCCCCUCCUCCCACUUUGUUCCCUUGUUUACCCUCAUCUCUCUAUCGAGUCAAGACUUCUGUCUCAGAGCAUGUGAUACAUGACGGGCAUGACGUUAAUGGGAAAAUUCAAGAGCAGAAACAUACACAGAUUCAAAUCCCAUCACGCCUCUCCAACGUCUGACGGUCUCUAUCGGCCAAAACCAGGACCUUCUCUCGCUGGUGUUUUUACCUUCGCUGAUCGGCUUCUAUACGCUGCGUCCCUUGACGACAUGGUCCCGACCAGAUUUCAAGACCCGAGCAGUACUUUCAAGUGACAAGGAGCUGUUAGAAAGGUUGAAUUUGAAGUUGAUGCGUGCAGUUUCCAGUAUGGCAACUGCAGCUAUGGCCGGUGCGGCAGGGGCCGCAGUUGUGCUGUAUUACACAGGUUGGGGGUCCGCAUUGGGUAUGUGGAGUAAAUACGAUUCUGGAAUGGCAGAGGAUGAGGAAGCGAGUAAGAGUCUUACAGGUUCAGAUAGGCCUAGAGACCUCACCAGAAGAAGAGUGCUCAUCCACAGGCCAGCGAGGCCACCGUCAACCUGGUAUGAGGCUUUGUCAACUCUGUCGGAGACACUGAGGUUUACUUACUCGGAAACUCUUGGAAAAUGGCCGAUUGGUGACCUUGCUUUCGGGAUUAAUUUCUUAUUAAGGCGUCAGGGACACUUUCAUGUGGCUGGAGUAUUCGCUGGUGGAAACAGCAAGCAGUUGAAGGGACCUGUUGUUAUAGUCGAGCUGAAGGAGCUGCUGCGGCUUUUGGUUGUUUGCAUGCAUUUUUCUAAGAAGCCUUUUCCUUUGUUUUUAGAAACCACCGGAUAUACAAGGGAUCAAGUUCUUCUCCAGGAAGGCAAAGCAGGGCUCUUGAAACCAGCUUUUACAGUACUUGUGGAUGAUAGUUCACAAUGUAUUCUUCUCCUAAUUCGAGGAACCCAUAGUGUUAAGGAUACUUUGACUGCAGUCACCGGUGCUGUCGUGCCCUUUCAUCAUACUGUGUUGGAUGAUGGUGGAGUGAAGAAUUUGGUUUUGGGUUACGCUCAUUGUGGCAUGGUUGCAGCUGCUCGAUGGAUUGCACAGUUAGCUACGCCCAAGCUUCUGCAGGCCUUGAAGGACUAUCCAAACUACAACCUGAAGGUAGUAGGACAUUCCUUAGGUGGAGGUACAGCUGCCCUUUUGACGUACAUUCUUCGCGAGCGUGGAGAAUUUCAAACAGCUCGUUGCGUUGCAUUUGCUCCUGCUGCGUGUAUGACUUGGGAACUAGCCGAGUCUGGAAUGCCAUUUGUAACUGCAGUUGUUAAUGGCUCAGAUCUUGUGCCAACAUUUUGUGUUGCGUCUGCCGACGAUCUCCGUGCUGAGGUGACAGCCUCUGCCUGGAUCAAUGAUUUUCGUGAGCAGAUAGAGCGGACAAGAAUUCUAAGCACGGUGUUCCGGUCAGCUUCAGCCUUGGGAAGCAGACUGUCUUCCAUUGCGAGUAUGUCACGAAAUCCAUCACUUACGGUAGCAAGAGCUGCACAGUCUGGAGUUGCUAGUGCUGGAGCAAUCUGGCGCCCUGUGUCGAAUGGCACUCAGGUGGUCAUGAAACAAGCACAGAAUGUGGCUCAAGCUGUGGUACGCACCCGACCAUCUUUGGGACUUGCGGGCUGGUCUUGCAUGGGAGCGCGCCGCAGGGUGGUCCCGACGGUGCCAUCGACGCCGUCUAAUAGUGAAAUUGCGUCUAGUUCGUCACUUAGUAGCCAGGAUGAAACUAAACUUGAAAACAGGACCUCAGUGGGAGAGGAAGGAAGAUCAGACUCUGAUAGCUUACCCACAUCUUCGUUCCACAUGGAUGUGGACUUGGAUCAAGAACGAAGAACUCAGGAAGCAGCUGAGUUUUGGAUGCGUCAGGGGUUAAAGCAGGUCGGAGAGAUUGAAGCAGAGGAAGCCUUUAGGGAAGAAGAUGAAAGCGAACUACCCCAUCCAGUUGAAGGAGAGGAUAUUGGGGAAGAGUAUAUAUGGCAGCAACUAGAAGAAGAAUUACAACGGCAGAGAGAAGAAAAUAGGCUUGUACGAGAAGAAGAGGAAGCAGCUGCAGUGGAAAUUACGCGAGAUGAAGAGAGUAUCGCAUCUACUGCCGCACGCGAGUCUGACCAACAACGCAUCGUUAAUGAGUCGGAAGACGGGGGACCUGUACAUGAAUCAAAUAGAUUUUACCCUCCAGGCCGCAUCAUACACAUUGUAUGCCCUCUUCCUCUCCCAGGAGAAGCGACCAGUUCUGACAUACCUGCCGAAGAGCAUAGCCAGAGAAAGAGGGUUGGAAUCUUUUUAACGGAACGAAAACUCUAUGGCAAAGUUCGACUGUCUCGCACUAUGGUCCACGAUCACUACAUGCCGACGUAUAAGCGCAUGAUGGAGGCAUUGAUUUCACAGCUGGAAGAAGAGGAAGCCAUUCCCGCCGAUCGAGCCUGUGAUUCAGAUAGCGAUGUCGAGCUGGAAAGAUGCAAUGUAUGAUAACGACUACUACCUCGCCGGUGCAGGUGAAAAAUUACCUAGUCUCUGGGCAGACACCCAUCGCCCAUCCAGUGCAGCCUCAGAUGUGCUGCGGUGCGAGCUGCAUCGCAGCACCUCGUCCAUAACCACCACCACCACCCAGAGCAGCGAAGUGCAAUGCAAGCCGCUGCUGUUGUAUAUCCCAAUGUCAAACUCACUCGAUUUGUCACUCGGAAGCCUCUCACCUUCCGAGAUAGAUUGAUAGAUGGUAGAAUAAUCCUGAUUGAUUGAUUCUUCAUGGUCGGAAGAAAUUUUACUAUCCCCGUCUGUGGGGCAAAUCAUAUUUAUGCGCGGGACUCAAUUUCCUUCUUCUUGGUCUCUUCUGCAGCUGGUUGUCGGUCACUAACCUACGAACUAACCAUCUCAUAGUGUAUCUAAUAAAAAGAGAGGUCUCCGCCGGGUUACCCUUUGCGAGGUUUUCCUC
This is a messenger RNA of Marchantia polymorpha subsp. ruderalis, 5088 nucleotides long. NCBI's taxonomy places the organism in Eukaryota, Viridiplantae, Streptophyta, Marchantiopsida, Marchantiales, Marchantiaceae. The record is from the annotation of a GenBank genome assembly.